AUGGCAGGCAAAAAAAAAGUAAGAGAAGAGGAGAAAAGUGUUAAACUGAAACCAGAAGCAGUAAUCAUAAAAUCGGCGGACAGAAAAACAUAUUCCCAGGUGCUAGGUAAAAUCCAAGGUGCUCUCGGAGAGAACAAUACAGUCCAAAAUAUAGUAGCGAUAAAUUCUCUGGAGAUUAGGAACCUGGACAGCUAUACCACUAGAGAAGAGCCAGAAACAGCAUUAAAGCGGGACCUGAAGAAACUCAGUGAGCAACCGAAGGUUACCGUUAGCAAGCCUAACCGCAGAGGCCAAUCUCUGGUGGUAAUAGAGCUAAGUGCUCAAGCAGCAAAUAAGUUGCUUAGAACAGAGCACAUCAAGAUAGGAUGGGUGAACUGUCACGUAAGAAGAAGAAUCCCGAUGGAGCGAUGCUUCAAUUGCCUUUGGUAUGGCCAUCAAUCUAGGAAUUGCAAGGGCCCAAACAGACGGCAUGUGUGCUUUAAGUGCGCCACGAAUGGACAUAAAGGCGCAAGAUGCAAUGCAGAGGUGCAGUGUGUUCUAUGUGAAAAAAGGAAGCUUCCAGAAGAUUAG
Belonocnema kinseyi is the source of this 570-nucleotide messenger RNA. RefSeq lists its product as uncharacterized. The record is from RefSeq and is a predicted model, not a curated record. The transcript has 2 exons. The coding region runs from base 1 to 570 and encodes 189 amino acids. Gene Ontology annotation, molecular function: zinc ion binding; nucleic acid binding. NCBI's taxonomy places the organism in Eukaryota, Metazoa, Arthropoda, Insecta, Hymenoptera, Cynipidae.